Amphiprion ocellaris (clown anemonefish) is the source of this 3048-nucleotide messenger RNA. RefSeq names its product nuclear factor 7, ovary-like. The coding region runs from base 156 to 1586 and encodes 476 amino acids. Gene Ontology annotation, molecular function: zinc ion binding; protein binding. The transcript has a single exon. NCBI's taxonomy places the organism in Eukaryota, Metazoa, Chordata, Actinopteri, Pomacentridae. The record is from RefSeq and is a predicted model, not a curated record.
CACACGUAAAGUUUACAUUGUUGAUCAGAGCUGAGAUGUCUUUACAUGAAACUGUGGGAUCUGUACUGAAGGACACUAACUAGGAGGACUGGAAGUCAAAGGGACUGUGUUUUGGUGAGUCUUGUUAUUGAAAAGAAAUCUGGAAAUCAGUGGAAAUGGCUGAGAAAGUUGCUCUUCUUGAAAGUUUCCUGAGUUGCCACGUGUGUUCAGAGACUUUCAGAGAUCCUGUAUCUCUGAGCUGCAGCCACAGUUUCUGUUCAAGCUGCCUGCAGAAAUUCUGGGAACAAGCUAAAAACAAAAACUGUCCAAUUUGUAAAAGGAAAUCCUCUAAAGAGUUUCCUGGGAUAAACUUUACACUGAAGGAACUGGCUGAUUCCUUUGCUGGGAGACAGAAACCUGGAUCAUCUGAGACAGAAAAAGUAGAGAAGAAAGUGGAAGUGGUGUGUAGUAAACAUCCAGAAGUUCCUUCUUGGUUCUGUGAGGACGAGCAGAGAUCUCUAUGUCCUGUCUGUGAGUUUUCUCUCCACCAGAAUCACAAAGUGGUUCCUAUAGAACAAGCAGUCAGUGACCUGAAGGACCAGCUGAAAUGUGACUUAAAGUCUCUGCAGGACAAGAGGGACAAAUACAAACAAGUGGAGAAAAAAUACAGUGAAAUGAGAGAACACACCAAGAAGCAGCUGUUGUCCACAGAGAGGCAGAUCAGAGCAGAGUUCUACAAGCUCCAGCAGUUCCUGAAAGAGGAAGAGGAGUCCAGACUGGCAGCUCUGAGGGAGGAAGAGGAGCACAAGGGGAAGACUAUCAGCAGAGAGAUGAAGAGGAUUCAGGAGCAGAUCUCCUCUCUGUCAGACAGCAUCUGUGCUGUUGAAGAAGAGCUGCAGAAACACAAGGUGGCGUUCCUCAGCACUUAUAAAGACACUCAGACCAGAGCCAGAGCCCAGAGCUCACUGUCAGAUCCACAGCUGCUCUCAGGAGCACUGAUAGAUGUGGCCAAACACCUGGGCAACCUGUCCUUCAGAGUCUGGGAGAAGAUGAAGGAGAAGGUCCACUUCAGUCCUGUCAUUCUGGACCCAAACACUGCAAACUACUGGCUCUAUCUGUCUGAUGAUCUGACCAGUGUGAGAGAUGGAGACACAGAGCAGCAGCUUCCUGAUAAUCCAGAGAGAAACACUAAGUAUCCUGAAGUUCUGGGCUCUGAGGGCUUCAGUUCAGGGAAACACAGCUGGGAGGUGGAGGUGGGAGAUCAUCCUCGCUGGAAUGUGGGUUUGGCUAAAGAGUCAAUUGACAGGAAGGGAGAGUGCUAUGCCUCACCAAAAGAUGGAUUCUGGUGUUUAAAACAAGAAGAAGAAAAUAAAUACUCUAAUGGUGCUGAUCAGACUGUCAGAGUGAAGAAGAGUCUCCAGAGGAUCAGAGUCCAGCUGGACUAUGACAGGGGGGAGGUGUCCUUCUACCACCCUGAAGACAUGACUCACAUCUACACUCACAGACACACUUUCACUGAGAAACUCUUCCCAUAUUUACUUAUUGGACAGUCUGGUGAUGCCAAAACUACCGAUAUCAAAAUCUGUCCCUCUGAGAUUUGUCUGUGAUGAUCAGGAAAGUUAGUUAAUUGUCCAAACUCUCAUCUUAAAAUCAUCAAAAUAAUUCCAGGUUUAUUUCACUCUUAACUCAUCAUCACACCUUACAGUCAAACCUUCAUUCUUGAUCUUCAUAUUUUUCAUUCUGUCUUUAAAACACAUUUGAUGUCACUUCAUAGUUUUUAUCACUGUGCCUCAGUUGUGAAAUCUGUUAAACAACCAAAAUGAUUUUCAUGAACAAAACUAUUAAAAGCUGUUAAAAAGUGCUGAAACUACAUUUUCUCUGCUUUGAAUUCAGAGUGUUUAAAUGAGAUGCGAAGAAGCAGAUUAAACAAGAGAUGAUUUAGAGAAGUAAAAGAUCCACUAAACACUGAAACUGGAUCACAUCAUUAGUUUAAAGGUGAAAAAUGUUGAAAUGUGUACAAAGUGAGGCUGAUUAUUUAAAUGUAGAUUAUUAUCCUGGUUAGCAGCAUCUGGACUCAUCAGCUGGAUCAAAUACUUUGUUUCUGCUUGUUUGACUUUUUUCUUUUAUUGUCAUCAGUCAUCUUUCUACUUUGUGGCAUUUCUUCAUUUAUUGUUGAGUUCUUUUAGUUUUGAAAAUGUUUUAUUGUUGUCCAUGAUGGAUGUCAGCUUCCUCCUCUCACCCACCUCCUAUUUGAGUCCAGACGAUGGUUCAGGACAGAGCUGGUGCUACUGAUCAGUUUGCUCAGUAAUGCAAAUGAUGUUGGUAUUAAAUGAGAGAGAGAGAAAAAAAGAGAUGUUUUCUUUUUCAGUUAAGUAGUCUUGAGACAGCAUUUUAUUGCUGACUGAUGAUUGAAGUCUGAGUUUUUAGUGGUUCACUCGUAAGGUCUCAGUCUUCCUGGAUCAUGACUGUAAGUGUGUGCGUGAUAUAUGUAUAUAUGAAUUUAGGAAUAUAUUUAAAUCACUUUAACAUUUAUGUUGUCACAGCAUACAUUUAAAUGAAUUUAUUUUGUCACACACAGAAAUCCAUCAAAAAUAAAUAUAAUACAUAAUGAUGUGAUUAUGAUAAAUAAUGAAUUUGAAACAUGAAUCUACCGAUAAUAGGCAAUACAUUUUUAUACAUUUUAAGUAGUUGUUUGCAAUCAUUUUACAUUCGAAACCCUAACCCUAAACCUUGCACACCUGUUUUUCUGUCAAUUGGCAUUAAUUUGGAGGAAUCUGUUUUCAUUUUGACAUGAUGGAGUCUUUUUAUUUUUUAUUUUUGUAAAUUCUUGACAUAAAAGCCAAAUUAAAUUGACCCCAAUUCAAUGUUUGAAAAGCAAUAAAAAGUGAAAACUUCUAAGAAGGGUGGACACUUUUUUAUAGGCAAUGUAAGUGCCCCAGUGACAAAAGUCAGCAGCUUAAUAUAUAUUUAUAUAUAUAUGAUGAAAUUAUUUUAACAACGACCAUGAUGCUGCAUGAAGAUUUCAGGACAUUUCCUUUGAAAUUAGUCAUUGUAUUGGUUAUUUUUAAG